AUGUACUCAUCACAUGCUGCCGCGAGGAGGAAGCUACGUGUAUUCAGCCCAGUCAUUCUUUUCCACGAAUAUGAACGUCGAACAGACGUGCCCACACAUUACAGCGACACAAGCGAUCAACACAGUAAGAAACUAAAGGAUAGCAAAAAGCGUAUCGAAGAUAUGCUGAACGAGAAUAGUCAAUUCUGGAGAAAGGUAUUCGAGUCGACAAGAGAACAUGAAAAAUAUGAAGCGGCGUGCCGUCGUCAGUACCACCUCCACCUCUCACAGUCCUACCUUAAUCCAGCCGUCUCGUCAAUGUCUCCGGCAUCUCCAGCAUCCCCUCCGUCUCUAUAUCGUCCAGAAUCCACAUGCGAAGCUGCUGCCGUGCCCAGGCCUACCAAACGACGUCGCGGUAAUUUACCAAAGACCACAACCGCCUUGUUAAAGUCUUGGCUGGCCAAGCACAAGAAACAUCCUUAUCCUACGGAGGAGGAAAAGCUCGCCUUGGCAAAAGAAACUAAACUCAAUUUGCAACAAAUAUCAAAUUGGUUUAUAAACGCGAGGAGACGUCAUCUCCCGCAUUUACUAGAAAACGAUUUCACUAAUGGGAAUGCCAUCACACCACAACGUCAGAACCAAAUGGAUGCUUAUAAUUACGAGGAGAAUUCUACCGAAGACAGUUCGUCGGAUCAUGGACACGGUCUUCGACGAGUUGGUGGUACUAAAUGCACCCGCAUUCACAAAAACAAAAAGUCCCAACAUCUCC
Molecule: messenger RNA, 748 nt
Organism: Paraglomus occultum
Lineage: Eukaryota; Fungi; Glomeromycota; Glomeromycetes; Paraglomerales; Paraglomeraceae
Source: the annotation of a GenBank genome assembly